AUGCAUCAUCAAUUUGCCAAAGUUAUAUUACGUCCCGAAUUCGGUAUUGAUGGCCGCGAAUUACCCAAUCGAGGAUUGUUAACUUGGUCAACCCGUCUUGUCCUGCAUUUCAAGAAAAUCGGUUUACGGCAUGACGACGUCAUCGCUAUUGUGGCAAAGCACAGCACCUAUACAAGCUCGGUGGCGGUUGGCUGCUUUAUGAAUUGUACACCCUUCCAUGCUGUGAAUUCGGUUUUGGACCAAGAUACAAUUCAUCAGAUCUUCAAAGUCACAGCACCGAAAAUAAUAUUUUACCACGGCGAAGUUUACGAGAAAAUUCACGAAGCCACUCAACCUCUGAAACCAUUAUUCUAUACGUUGACCAAACAUAUCAAUGGUGUAGGCAGAGUUGAAGACUUAUUAGAUCCCAUACCAAAUGAAGAAUUUUAUAAACCUGAGCUCUUGGUAUUGGGUGGUGAGCAGACAGUAGCGAUAGCUUGUUCGUCGGGCACAACGGGUAUGCCCAAGUGUGUAUGCAUACCGAAAAUGUUUCUUGAAAAUGGAUUAUACAUUCACGAACAACUGCUUGGACUGGUAUACUGGGUUGUUCUUAACUUUCCUCUCUGCGAGUACAAGUUGCAAGCGUUGAAGAAGUACAAAAUUUCUUUAAUAUUUGCUGCGCCACGCCAUGUCUCGGCUUUGAUAACCUGCCCAGCAGCCACUACAGAUAACUUGAGUUCUAUUCGCUCUUUCAUGGUUGGUGGCGGUUUCAUUGGUCGAUCGACUUUAAAACAACUGAAAGGUUUACUUAAGAAUGAAGAGGUGAUCAACGAAUUGCCUGAAGUGUCAGAUGUUUGUGUGGUGGGUGUGUAUGACGAGAAACACGGGGAUGCGGCUGGUGCAGUAGUGGUGCUUCGCCAAGGUGCCGAGCUCACGGAGGAGCAGAUGAAGAAUCAUACCAGAACCCGUUUACCAUUGGAUCAUAAGCAACUGCAUGCUGGUGUGAUUUUCGUCGAUCGGCUGCCCCAGAAUGCUAAUGGCAAGACAUUAAAAAGGGAUGCGCAGGCCUUAUUUGAGAAUAAGUGAAAGAGAAAAUAGUAUGUAAGGGAAUAAGUACAAUAUUAGUGAGUUUUUAAUUAAUUCAUAACCAAUUACGCGAUAUACGAAAGCCAAGUCGCAUAAAAGCUACUUUUCUCAUUUCCAUUUUUCUACUGCAUUUGUUUUUUCGUCAAAAUUGUUAAAGAAACAUAUCAUGUAUAAUUUUUUGCUUUGAAAAUAAAAAUAUAAAAUAGA
Molecule: messenger RNA, 1272 nt
Organism: Zeugodacus cucurbitae (melon fly)
Lineage: Eukaryota; Metazoa; Arthropoda; Insecta; Diptera; Tephritidae
Exons: 7
Coding region: 1-1065 (354 amino acids)
Biological process (GO): fatty-acyl-CoA biosynthetic process; long-chain fatty acid metabolic process
Molecular function (GO): long-chain fatty acid-CoA ligase activity
Source: RefSeq, a predicted model, not a curated record